AUUGUUAGUUACUAGAUAUAUAGCUGCUAGAACUAACUCUAUUAUUAUAAGACCGUCUUUUCAUGUGUGAAAACGUUUUACUUUUUGUGCAGAUUAACGGUGAGACUUGUGUUGAUUUUUGAAGUGUUAACAAAACCAAUUAUAGUUUAUUGAAAUGCAUAUACUUUAUGUGAACGUUGUAAUUGCUUUAUUGUACAACUCUUCAAAAAAUAAAUUUGAAUAAAACAAAAUAACAUUGGAUUUAUUUGUAAAUAAAAAGUGCGUUUGUACUGAUCAUUGGCUUUCUGAUUAUGCAAUUAUAAUAAUUAAGUGUCAUUCGUGUAUCUUAACAGGCGAUUGAAGACGAAGCGCAUUUAAAAUUCUGGAAUCUCCGCAAAGGAAUCUUAUAUGGAAUACAUGUCUGAGAAAGUUGAGGUCAUUACUGGGGAAACUGACGUAGUGACAAUACACGAGGGAUUCGGGAAAUGAAGAGCGUUCUAUAAGGAGAUAAUAGCCAGUUUGACAAUGCUACAGUUAUAUCGGAGACACAUUAUUGUUUCUCGGAAACAGUGGUUUGCUACUUGAUUAGGUAGGGGAGAUUUACGAUGUGGAUAUAUACAGUUCUAUUGCAGCUAUAUUUUACCCUGUUGGAGUUAACUAAUUGCUUGCAGAUCCCGGAUGUAACAGAUUCCAUUCAAAAUAAGUGCUGUAAUGGUAUACUAGGAUAUGCUCGGCCAUUCGAAUACAUGCCCUGCAACGAGAUGAAAUGUUGCAAUGAUACGGAGACAGUGGCCUUACAAAAAGUAAACCAUGCUCUUGGAUUCUGCUUUAGAUGUGUGGCACAGACUACACCUGUCGGAUGUUACUCACUGGGACAGGAAGUUGCUAGUACGAACGACACUACUAUGGAUUAUAAAUUACGAACUUGCUGCAGUGGCUUAAAAUUUAAAGUGUUUACAUACUUAAAUGACGUAGCGAUGACUAUAAAAUGUGUACAUAGGUGACCAGAAUGUUGUGAUUUAGUUCUUUCUUAACAAUGUUCUUAAUAAUAAAGAGUCCUACAUGAUUUUUGAUAAGUAACGUGUAAUUAAACCAAACAAGAGAAAACAUGAUUCAUAAUAUACGUGAAAGAUUUCUUAAUUCUAUGGAAGUGAAAUUGUGAAAGUUAUUUUUUUUUCAGUUAAAAAAAUGAAUGGAUACAGUAUAUAUCUUUUGAAAUUAGGAUACGUGUUAAAACAAUUCUUAAGAAACCAAUUUGUCUCAAUUUGAAUUUGGACAUACUUAUUCAACGGAUAGAUCUCUUCAUAGGUACUCAAUCACAAAAGACGUAUCUGUUAUUUGUUUACUUGUUCAAAACUGUUGUGCAUAUUCCCCCAAAACGCCUUGUCCUAAUUGUUUCAUUCUAUCAUUGUUUCGUGUUAACAUAUAAUUGAUCACAUGGCUCUUGCAUCAAGAAGCAUACAUAUUGUAUAAGAGAAGUUGAGUUUCUGGUUAACCAAAGCAUCUCCUAGCCAAGCGGUAACGUUUAUACAUCAGUUUUGCAUUAUGCUAUCAGAUUUAUGUACAAGUUUUCUGAUAUAUAUAUAUUCAUAAUGCUAUAAAGACUAUCGAAACAAUAGGCUAUCUGAUUUGUACUUGUGGAUGUACAAAAAGUAACCGUCUGAAUAUUACUUUUCUAUCGAUAUCACUUUGAUUGUGUUCACAAUAAGAAAACCCACAGACAUUUUAGCCAAUCAACGAGCAUGUUCUAUUUCUUUCCACGACAGACAGUGCAGUAACUGGCAUGAGGGUAAUAAACACCUGCACUACGGUUAAUGCACUGUGCAUAUAUGUGUUUACGAUUUUACUUUACACAUUUUCAAUAAAAAGGCCUCUAAACAAAACUAUGGUACAACUCAUAGAAAUAUCAUGUAAUGAUUUGCUUUAUUGUAUGAAGAUAUCGGGCAUAUCAUAUGAACACAAUAGUAAUGUUAAAUAGUUAUAAAAAAAGAAAUUAUUUAAUAGGUAAAUCACUAUUAUAGUGGUCAUUCUGCAUUUAAUAAUAUUAAUGUUGUUUUCAGCUCGUGCCGUUUACAUUUAAAACUUGUUUCGAAAUAUCUUUUAAUAUAUAAGAAUAUCUGUAGACAAACUAAGCCAAGAUGUUCCAGCUUAAGUUAGUAAUGCAAAAUAAUUUAUAUUUUCUCAAUUCUAGAGUUCCAACAUGGCAAUACACAUCUUCCUAUACUAUGAACUUGCUGACAACGCAUAAAAUUUAUUUAAAAAUAUGACUUUUUCAACUUUAGAUUAACAUAGGCGGCUUAAUAUUCACUUGUUGACAAUGAAUACGUUUAAUUGCAUGACUAUUUCAACUUCAGAUUAACAUAGACAGGAUAAUAUUUACUAUACGUUUAAUACCAUGUAUACUUCAACCUCAGAUCCUAGUAAUAUCCUCAAGCUGACAACGCAUACGUUUAAUACCAUGUAUACUUCAACCUCAGAUUAAAAUAGACGGCUUAAUAUACGUUUGAUUGCAUGACUUUUUCAACCUAAUAUUAACACAGAUGGCUUAUUAUUCUCGUGCUGUUAUCAUAUACGUUUAAUAGCAUGACUAUUUCAGAUAAAAACAGGCGGCUUAGGAAUACGCUAAAGUGAAAUAAAAUGACUGUUUCACCUUCAUGUCAACAAUAAAAAAAACGCCUUAUAACUGAAUUUUAUUAUGAAGCUGUUUCAUCCUUACCACUUUUAAUAUAAUAUUUAAUAUAUUUAAUGAUUUAGGCUGAACAAUUCAUCAGUUUAGGGGCAAUAGUCGCAAGGGUAAAAUUGAUUGCCGUUAAAGGUUGAAAUAAACAAAAUUACUAAUCAAAUCGUCUGAUCGGAUAAAAUAUUCAUUCAUAUGCUUCAUUUUUUUAAUAAUAAUUCAAUUGCAUGAAAUAAUUUUUUAAAAGAUAUUGAUUUGAUAGAAUGAUGCUAAAAACAGAUAUGCAGAUAUUACAUGUAUUAAGCAGUGCUCGAAUUGGACGGGGUUUUAUAUGUCAUGUGUGUCUGUUGUACAAAUAUUUAUAUAAAAAUAUUUUCGACUUGAUUGUCUUUGAAGCAUAUGUUGUGAUUUGUGUUUAUCAAUUAUUCCUUAUCUGUUUUGUAAUAAUUAUUAUGUGUUUUUGAAAGGAUGGGUGUUUCUUAUAAAUUGAUAUCUGAUGUGUCCUUUAAUCAUGAUGACGAAAUUGAAAGUUGUAUGUUUGGUGUCCAGUACUUUCUAUGACUAUGACAAUGUUCUAAGUAAGAAUUUACUUUAACAUAUCAGUGUUUAUUAAACUGUCAUUAAAUACUUGCAUAUUAAAAUUUUA
Messenger RNA from Ruditapes philippinarum (Manila clam), 3302 nucleotides. RefSeq lists its product as uncharacterized. The coding region runs from base 585 to 983 and encodes 132 amino acids. The transcript is spliced from 3 exons. The record is from RefSeq and is a predicted model, not a curated record. NCBI's taxonomy places the organism in Eukaryota, Metazoa, Mollusca, Bivalvia, Venerida, Veneridae.